CUUGCCAAUUGCACAAUUGCUCAUCGGAUUCAUUUUUAUACAUUUUAAUGAUGCGAUAAAAUAAAGAACGGAAGCGACAUCGUGGCUAAUGGCUCUCACCACCUCCCGAUCAACUGCGAGGCUUGCUCGCCAAGCUAUACGAAACUGCCAGAGCCAGUCCAUAGCACCCAUAUCCCGUCCCGCGACCUGCUUGUCAACCUGCUUCUCAACCUCAGCAGUAGCCCGCUCAGAAUAUGAGGAACAUCGACCACGAUGGGCGUAUACACCUGAGAGGAUGAGGGCGCCUUUCUCGCCGCAUAUCACCAAAGACCCUUCUCGUUCCAUAUGGGAGGUCAAUGAAGACCCGAAGAAAUUGGACGAUGUGCUGAACACAUUUCUGGGCCGCGACGGAGAGCGCAUGCUACCUGACGAACUCAAGUGGUUAGCCGUCACACACAAAAGCUUUGAUCAAGGACGAAGAGGCUUUAACGAUCGUCUAGCAUUCCUUGGCCGCCAAAUAUGCGCCCUGGAGUGUACACAAUCCAUUAUCACAUCCUCGCCUGAUUAUAAGGAACCCGAGAACGACCCCUAUGCGGGUAGACGAGCACCGUUCGAAAGUACCGCCCUCCGUAGUCUCGACAACCUCUCCGCAAAGCAGCCGAGCGACGUUUUUACGCUAGAAAAGUUGUCCAAGUUCGCAUUCGAUAUCGGCUUAUCAAGAGUUGUGCGAUGGAAACCGCGAAUGCCGGAAAAUAUCAAGGGUUCCGGUUACGACCCUGUCAUGGCAGGUGCCGUAUAUGCUGUCGUUGGUGCCGUCGCAUUGCACCGAGGCGGCAAGGCAGCAAGCCGAAUCGUGAGGGAUAGGAUAAUGAAGAGAAUCCGAUAGUGACGAUUUCGAUGUAUGUAAUAUAAGUGUACAAAAAAUACCCUAUACGAUGUACAAAGACAAAGAAAUGACCACUUGAAUUCAUAAGUCUGGUAGUAGAGUACGCCACCUUCCCGUGGAAGGCGUGUCUGAGCUCUGAGGCUCCUCUUAUCUACCACACAGAGUGCUCCAGCGGUUUUCUUACCCUAGGCACCAAAAGGCUCAUAUCGUUGACGCGGAAUUCACAGAGGCUCCCAGCUCGAUGUUAUGCAGGUUCAAUGCCGGCCUUUCUUUCAGGGAUGAAGGAAUAUAGCAGCUGAUGCUUAAGGCUCCUAUAUUGAGAAGCUGUGUAUCUAACUUUGAUGCCUAGUUAGAUAUAUAUCUCUACCAGAAAAUACAUGAAUCAAUAAGGCUAGCA
Messenger RNA from Hypoxylon fragiforme, 1262 nucleotides. Its product is annotated as ribonuclease-III-like-domain-containing protein. The transcript is spliced from 3 exons. Gene Ontology annotation, molecular function: ribonuclease III activity; structural constituent of ribosome. NCBI's taxonomy places the organism in Eukaryota, Fungi, Ascomycota, Sordariomycetes, Xylariales, Hypoxylaceae. Gene Ontology annotation, cellular component: mitochondrial large ribosomal subunit. The coding region runs from base 89 to 865 and encodes 258 amino acids. The record is from RefSeq and is a predicted model, not a curated record. Gene Ontology annotation, biological process: RNA processing; mitochondrial translation.